AUGCCCGCCCGUACGCUCAGAAGUCUCACGGAGAUCGACUCCCUCGUGGCAACGGACGAAUACACCACCAAUUUGGACCGUUUGAUCCUCAACUUUCCCUCUCCCACCUCCUACAUCCCCUCCAGCGUGCUCAAAGUUGCGCGUCUCAUUACGCCCCCGCCUAGUACACCUCUGAUCAUCACCAACGCGAUUGGCCAACAGGAUCGACUAUCCCUUGUCGUGUCGCCGUUUCUUGUGUACUUUCUCCAGCGAUCCUCCUCUCGGUCAGUCGCCGUACGGAUCAUCUUCGGCAGGCAUCAUAGCAGCCAGACCUGGUACCACCGGACGUUGAACUUCAUGCGCAUUGGUGAUUCGGGAUCGGACGACGAGGACAGGAUGGAGAAGUGGCUGGUCAGGCUGGUUCAGAACGCUUCUGAGUCCCCCGUGCCAGGUGGGAAGUGGGCGGAUAGCUUGAAGGAACAGCACGGAGGGGGGAAAUGGGGGUUUUAA
Cryptococcus amylolentus CBS 6039 is the source of this 489-nucleotide messenger RNA. RefSeq lists its product as hypothetical. The record is from RefSeq and is a predicted model, not a curated record. Lineage: Eukaryota; Fungi; Basidiomycota; Tremellomycetes; Tremellales; Cryptococcaceae. The transcript has a single exon. Bases 1 to 489 code for a protein of 162 amino acids.